Gekko japonicus is the source of this 2764-nucleotide messenger RNA. RefSeq lists its product as uncharacterized. Bases 233 to 913 code for a protein of 226 amino acids. The transcript has 2 exons. Lineage: Eukaryota; Metazoa; Chordata; Lepidosauria; Squamata; Gekkonidae. The record is from RefSeq and is a predicted model, not a curated record.
CUUACCCUGCCCUAGCGUGUGGUGUUCUGAGGCCCACGCUGGGCAAGCCUGCUUCUAAAAGCAGCCGUUGGCAGCUGUCUUUCUGGGCGCCCACCCAGCAGCUAGCAGGGCAAGGGAAAUUGGCACGGGCUACGGCAAGCCGAGGCCUGCUGCGGCGGCUGGAUGAAGCCCUCGGCCUGCCCCCUGUCUUCCAGACGCUCCCCGCUGCAAAGACUUGACUGUGGGUACCCCGAUGUACCUGGUGUUCCUGAGAUUUGUGAUGGGCCACCGCUGGCUAUGCCUGGUGUUUGCUGUCCUUGCAGCUGCUCCCAACCACAUGGGAGGCGACGUGCCUGUGACAGAGGUCCCUGUUGCCCGUCGGUGGGCACCAUGUCUGCAGGACGAGAACCCAGAACCACAGGAGGAACACCUGGUGGUGCCCAACUUCAGCACUUGCAUGCUACGUUGUGCCGCCCAAGCCAUGCUCGGAAUAGUCAACACCAAGCCCAGCACCUCACUGAAACUCAACGAAGGCAGGGAAGGUGAAGAUCACGAAUUCUGCUGGAUGCUGCGUCUCCGCUGCCAGAAGGGAGAGAGGCUCACCAAGGCCUUCAUCCUCCUAAACUUGGAGCAGCCUAGAGAUAGGGUUCAGCCACCUCCCUACAGGUUGCUCCUCACCGCCCCUCCCUCGCUACGCCUGCAUGUGCGAGCCCACCACGGCAGCCGUGCCAUGAGGCUGCUUCCAGAAGAAGCCUGCGGCAUGCGCUUUGAUGUGACUGAGCCCUUCCGUAGUGCUGAAGGGGGGCAGGCUGCAGAGAUGUGCGUCAGGGCCAUCUGUCCUGUAGACGAUACCUGCAGCAGCUUGUCUUUGGGAUUCCGGUGCCCACCCUUCCUGGCUACAUUGUGGCGUAGUGUACCUCGGCCUGAUGGCUAGGCGACAGAAAGGCAGGCCAGGCUUGCUUCAUGAUGGAGGGAGGCCUAGCAUCUCUUGGGAGCAGAUGGUGAGGGGAGAGGGCACUAAUUCACACGCACAGACCCAUGCUCAGAAGUAUUGUAAGAGACUGAAAAACCCUGUGAAGGUGGUGGUGUUAGCACUCCUUGUCAAGACUGGGGAGAGGACCCAUGAAAGGGGAUGGUUAUUGUUUCUUGUUCAGUCAUUGAGCCAUUGACGGUGGGUGGGACGCUGGGGUUACCUCAUUUGCUAGAACUGUUACCUUCCCAUUCUCCCACCUUUACCUGGCUGAAUCGUGGUGUCCAGUUCCCUAUGUCACUUUCCUCUCAAUCCAUUCCUUUGUUCUCUUAGGCCUUUUUUUGAUUAACUCUUGGAAGACUACUGCUAUUGAUAAGGUCUGAACUAAAUGUUAUCCCCAGGUACCUGAAGUGGAAGAGGCGAAAGCUUUGUAAUACAGCCAAAUCUCCUACUGUGUGAGGCUUUUAGAAUAAACCAGCUAAGCCUCUAGAGUAGAAUUUUCUGCUACCCAGUGUUUUAGACUCUCACCUCACUCAGGAUAUCUGCACUGCUACAUGGAGUUAUCCAAGAAAGUAAAUAAGGUUCUCUGAUUAACAUAGAAAAGUACCAAAAGUGUUACAUGUUUUAGGCACUCCAUUCCACCUUAAUAACCAAUACAAAGCAGUACAGAAAUCAAACAGAAUGAGAUGUAAAUUUAGGCCAGGGCUUCCAAAUAGCUCUGCGUAAAACAGAACAGUUAGAUUUGAGUUCAGAGAAUUUUGGGAUGAGCAAAACAGAGUAAUCUUAAACAAGAAAAAGGAACCUAUUCAAGAAGCUUAAAAGAUGGCAUAAAAGAAAGUGCCCUGUUCCGAUUUGGAUGAUAAAAGGUAAAUGAAACCAGCUCUACAACUUGCAUUGUUAUUGAUCUAUGUUACUGAUCUUGUCUAGCUUCAAAGCGAGGGUUGUUCUCAGGCAGGACAGGUUCCAAUGAGAUAGCACCAUUAAUAGGUACAUUCAAACACUUGGGCAAUUAACAGUCCAUAAAAACAGCAGCAACAGGAGCCAACACCAGCAUAAGAUCUCAAAAUGCAUCCUGCAAAUCAUACCUCAAUGCAAACAAUAACAGUAAUUAAGUUUAUCUGGCAAAGAAAUUCAAGGUAUGGUCUAUCUUCCAGUGUCCACCAGGCUGUGUACUUUUUAAUCGUUACAUGAUCAACAGAAAUUCUACAGGUGUUGCUUUUCCUGUUGCUGCAUCUUUAUGGUGUGAUGAAAAGCAGGUGUGUGUCCAAUACACAUAGGAGUGUGUAUAUGGUUAAUCACUAUGUAUAUAUCUUGUUGUUGUUUUUUUAAAUAUGCCUUAAAAACUCAUGAUAUUGUUGCUGAAAGGGAAAGGGAACCUUCUUAUCCAGGACAUAUGCCAGGGCAUAUCCAUGGGAAAAAUUAGUACAAUGAAAAACCUAUAAUUCAAUUAGGAUACUGGCUUUUUUUCCUGAUGGGGUCUCCUGUAUCCAAAAUUCCAUUUCAGAGGCUAAGAUGAAAGCAUUGGUUUUGUCGUUUGCAUGAUGACUAUUGAAAGAACAGGAGGUAUGGGGUCAGGAAAGCUAUAGAGAUAAUAGUGGAUACUGAGUUUAAUGGGCAGGUAGUGUAGGGAUGGACUACAGCCUCACCAUAUGCCUGACCUUCCUCGCCUGUUUGUUUUGUGCUGUUAUAUUUCCAGUGAUAUGAACAGGCACUUCUCAUUGAUGCACAUUUGAAUAAGACUUUAUGCCUCUAUAUUUAAGAGUAUCAGGUAUCAGCUAAGAAUCUCCAGUUUGCAUCUCAGUUCAACAAUAAAUA